AUGUUUUUCACCAACGUUGUUGUCGGCGUCUUGGCCGCUCAAGCUGUUUCAAAUACAGCAGGACCCCGCCCAGCACAGGCUGGCAAGUAUGCAGCGUUGAUGGCUGUUGCUGCCCUACCAGUCUCUGGUGCACCUUUGAUGGGGCUCAUCGAGCCAAGAUUUUCUAAUUAUAAGAGAGGCCGGGAUGCUGAGCGUGGGCAAGGAGCACAGAACGAUAAUCAGGAGCAAGAUGAUCAGGACGACUCCGAGACCGAAGACGAACAAGAUGACCAGAACGAACAAGGCGGCAAGCAGAAGAACAACCAAGGCAACAACCAGGGCAACAACAACCAGGGCGACGAUGACCAAGACGACGAUGACCAAGGCAAUGGUCAAGGCAAUGGUCAAGGCGACAACCAAAACAACGACAAUCAGAAUGGAGGACAGAAUGGCAAUGAUGGCAAUGGCCAAGGCAACGGUGGAAACCAGCAGGGCGGUAAUGGCAACAAUGGCAACAACAUGGCCACUGAGACACUUGUCACUGAAACCCAGACUGAUGCCGCCGCUACUGAUGCUGCUGGUACUGAUGUCGCCGCCACUGAUGCCGCUAGUACUGAUGCUGCCGCUACUGAUGCCGCUGGUACUGAUGCUGCCGCUACCGAUGCUGCCAACGCCACCCAGGAUGCCGCUGUUACAGAAACCGCUUCUCUCGUUGUCGGAACUGGAGCCGCAAACGGGACUGCUGCUGUUACAACUACUGAUGCUGCGGCCACAGCUGCCCCCACAGCUUGCAAGGCGAAGAAGGGCAACAAGAACGGUAACAACAACAAUGGCAACAAUGAUGGCAAUGGCAAUGGUAACGACAACGGUAACAACAACGGUAACAACAACGAUAACGCCAACAACGGUAAUGGAAACGGAAAUGACAACGGUAACGGUAACGGUAACGACAACGCCGCCGACAAUGGCAAUGGCGCCGAUAAUGCAGACGACAAGAACGCUGGAGAUGCCGCAAACAACGGUGAUGCCGCCAACGGUGAUGCCGCCAAUGGAGAUGCCGCUGGAGACGAUGCCGCCAACGACAACGCUGGUGGAAACAACAAAGAUGAUGCCGCCAACAAUGGGGAUGCUGCUCAAGGAGAUAACGCAAAGGAUAAUGCUGGAAACAAGAACGGCAAUGCUGGAAACGCAAAUGGCAAUGACGACAAUGCAAAUGACAAUGCUGGCAACGCUGGCAACGCAGCUGAUGGCAACAAUGCAGAGGAUGACAAUGCAGCAGACGACAACGCCCAAGAUGGCAACGCCCAAGACGGUAAUGAUGCGGCCAACAAUGGCGACAAAGCGGCCAAGGACGGAGCCAAGGCAGGUGGCAAUGCCAAUGGCGAUGCUGGCUGCAAAGCCAAGCGCGGUAUCCUCGGCGAUCUUCUUCAGAACCUGCAAGGAGGUGCUGCCGCUGGGGAUGAUGCUGCAGCUGAUUGCAACAACUAA
This is a messenger RNA of Fusarium pseudograminearum CS3096, 1467 nucleotides long. RefSeq lists its product as uncharacterized. NCBI's taxonomy places the organism in Eukaryota, Fungi, Ascomycota, Sordariomycetes, Hypocreales, Nectriaceae. The record is from RefSeq and is a predicted model, not a curated record. The coding region runs from base 1 to 1467 and encodes 488 amino acids. The transcript is spliced from 3 exons.